Molecule: messenger RNA, 1026 nt
Organism: Naegleria fowleri
Lineage: Eukaryota; Heterolobosea; Eutetramitea; Acrasida; Naegleriidae
Exons: 3
Coding region: 1-1026 (341 amino acids)
Source: RefSeq, a predicted model, not a curated record
AUGUUUAGUUUCUUCACCUCUUCUUCUUCUUCAAGUAAUCCAACGACUGUAAAAUUUGAACAAUUAAAUAGUAAGGCUGAGAAAUCAGUGCCUCAAAUUGAUUCCAACAGAUCCAUUCAAGACUAUUUUCAAUUUGGGGCCAAUCUCAUUCGACAAGCUGGUCAGUACAAGAAGAGUCAAGAUUUGGAGAAUGCUUAUAUCAAUUUGAAGGCUUUUGAAUUGUUAAUUCAGAGAUUGGCCAAACAUCCUCAAGUGAGUUCCAAUAAGGAUGAAUAUAACUACAAUGUGGAGAAAUAUCAACAAUUGAAAAAAGAGCUAAACAAUCUCAUGUCCCAAAUCACACAACUAUUGGAGCAACAGUCCCAACAAAAAUCAAAUCAAACACCAUCAGCACCUCCUUUGAAUCCAUACGAAGAAGAAUCACAACAACCUCAAUACCAAAACCAAAGUGGAAAUCGUAAAUCACUUCCUAGUGUGCCAUCAAAGAAACCUCUUCCUCCACCACUCCCUCAGCAUGUGGUCUCUCAGCAGCAGCAGCAACGAUCCAAUUCGCUCAUGUACAACACGGUCGGCAAUGUUGUGAAUAAUGACAAAUUUCAAACAGCUGUCGGAAAUCAAGUGGCCAACAUGGCACAAAAUGAGCAUGUACAGUCCAUGGUAGCCACAGGAGUGGCCACAGCAUCCACCAACAGAUCUGUGCAGAGAAAUGUCGGUGAAGCCAUUGCAUCCUCCACUGAUAAUUCCAUGAUCAAGUCCAUGGCAACGAAUGAAAGUGUGCAAAAGACUGUUGGUGUGGUGGUUGCUAAUACGGUCGGUAAUAAGGAAGUUCAACAAAAGGUUGGUCAAUACAUUGCUAAAGCGGCCACAGACAAGGAAGUGCAACGAAAGGUAGCGAGUGGGUUCAUGACCUUGUUGAAAGGAGCUGCGAAAGGUGCCAAAGUUGCUGGAAAAGUAGCUUAUGAAGGAGGAAAGAUUGCUCUUGAACAAGGAAAGAAACACUACCAAGAAAACAAUCAUCAUCAAUAA